CCUCCUCUCCCUGUCCGUGCCCCGCUGCUCCGUCUCCUCCCGUCUCGCCGGCCCUGCCCGCCAGGACAUGUUGAAGAAGGAAGCUCUCCUCCUCGUUCCCAACGUGCUGAAGGUGUUCCUGGAGAACAGGCAGAACAAGUCCUUCACGUUCGAUGGCCGAACCACCGUGAAGUGGCAGCGGCCCAGCCUGGCCGCUGCUUGGUGGCUCUCGGGAAGCUGCCGCCCGCAUGGCCUGCUCCUCCCUCAUCCCCAUCAGAGGCAUCUCCACCCCUCACCCAAGCCACCUCACUUUCUCCAUGGCAGGAGGAAAGCCACCAAGCCAAACAGGAGAACGGAGGACCUGCUAAGGCUCCCCGCUGCCUGGCUCACCUCUCCAUCUCCAUCCCUCUUGCUCCACCUCCCACCCAGGGGACUCCAUGCUGACGAGAAGCAGCCAGCCACCACGCUCCUGGUGGGCCCCCGACACGGCAUCAGCCACGUCAUCGACCUGAAGACCAACCUCACCACGGUGCUGUCGGAGUUCAGCAAGGUCAGCAAGAUCCAGCUGUUCCGGGAGAACCAGGGGGUGGCCCGGGUGGAGACGAGCAUCCUGGAUGCCAAGCCGCUGGUGUUGCUGAUGGAGUGGCCUGAAGCCACCAACUUUGCCUGCCUGAUCGCAGGCUACUGCCGUCUCCUGGUGGACUCCAAGAAGAUGAUCUUCUCGAGGCCUCCCAGCCAGCCGCCACCUCCUCAGAUUAUCAAGGCAGAUUACAUCAACGCACACAACCUGCACCGGCCCACCGCCGUGGGGCAUGCGGGGAAGAAAGAGAGCGGGUUCGUGGGUGGCACUGCCUCCAGCCCCGGAGAAGCCCGGGCUCAAACUGCCAGGGCUUCGGACUCGGAGCUCGUCAGCUUUUGUUACCUGCACAUGCGAGAGCAGAGGAAGGAGAGAGAGAGCAGGACAGAUAUCAAUGAAAACCUGAUAUUUUUUGAGGAAACUCGUCCCAGGACCAAAUCUGACCCCACUUCCAAAAGCUCCGGCCAAGGCUAUGACGGUGUUGCAAAUGAGUAUGACCCGGAUGGCCUUGACCGAGACCACCAUGCAAGUAGGGCCAGGGCCCACACCAUCGACACCCACUUGAGGAGUGAUGCCUCGCAAUUUUACUGUGAUUCCUGCAAAGCCAAAAUCAAGAGCCGGCUGGCCUCGCGGAAGGGCGGCAAGCCUGGCAGCGCCCGUGACAACAUGGUGGACUUGAUGUCACUUCCCCCUCCUGGGAGCGAUGAAGAAGAAGAUGAGACGACGUCCCUGCUUCCUGCCAUCGCUGCCCCCCCUCCUGGCUUCCGAGACAACAGCUCGGACGAGGACGACCCCAAGCGCCGGGCGGCUGCCCAGAGCCAGGAGCAGGGCCGGCACCUCUGCAGCCUCCUGUAUGAUGAGAUCCCCGUGACGCUGAUAGACAACGUGCAAACACGGACAGUCCGAGACCAUGCCCAAGAGUUGGAUGAUGCCCUGGUGUCCACCCUGCAGGCUCUGGAAGCCCUGGCUGCUUCAGAGGAUUGUCCCCAUCCGCCACCACAGCAGACAGCAGGUCUUAUUGUCCUGGCUGCCAUCACUCCUGAGUCAUCCUUGGAUUCUGGCCAUGAAACCAACUCUUCGGAGCUAACUGAUGUCUCAGAGAUGGUCUCUGCUAUGAAGCAGCAUCAGAAUGCAGCCUACUUCCUUGCACAGCACAUCAACAAAGAAAACCUCCUGGCAAGGAAGGACUUACCUUUCCGAAUCCAGAGCUGCGCUGCCCAGGCUGUUCUCACCUCGCCCUACCCCCUCAGCCACCAGGAGCCGAGCCCUUCGUUGAAGCCAAAUCUCUCUCACCCGAGCCCCAAUCUUACCAACUGCAAGAGCAAACAGGAGCAGCAGCAAGUUGAGCAGAGCUACACCUUGGCUGUUCAGCCAGUGCUGUCCCCGCAGCUUAAUGAGCAGAACAGGGGGGCUCCAGUGCCAGCUUCUGAAUGCAAAGGUGCUGGCCACGCGAAAGCUGCCUUUGAGGCAUCUCUGCACACCACAGCAGCCUUGGGCGGGGAGCAGGCACAGGAUUUACGAGAGACGGCGCCCAAAGAGGUCCGGCCGAGUCCCAAGCUCCUUCUGGGUCAGAAGAGUGGUGUGACUCCAGCCUUCAUUUCAGCUGCUCUGCAGCAAGCGGCAAAGGCCAAAGGCUCAGCUUCCCCAAUGCUUGCAGCUCCAACAGAAGACAAGAACAUCAAUGGGACCAGCAGCUUUGCAUCGUCCAGCAGCAAGCCUUUGAAACUUAAAGGAGGUCAACAAACUGAAGAAACAUUAUGCAACUGUCAGCAGCAGCAGCAGCAGCAACUGUCUCAGCAGCAACAUAGUGAAGUUUCUGCAAGUCCUAAAGAAGCUCCUGGCGGUAGGGCUGAAACUUCCCACCUUGCCUCACCAGGUGAGGAAAUGAUGCUUGGUAAGACUUUUCUCUCUAAAAGCUACCAGCAAAAAGUGAGUAGAGAUCCCCCAGGAAAAGCACCAAGUGGAGAGCCAGGUCAGAAGGCAGCGGGGGAAGCCACGAACCUUGUCUUUCAGAGACACACGGCUCCUUCAAACCUAGGAGAGAAAAUGCAACAGGAAAAUUCAGCCAAAAGUUUAAAAGUUGAGAGUGGCAGUCUGCACUCUCCGUCACCUGGUAGCACUUUCAGGAGUACCAGUGAGGAUCCCAAAGGGCCAAUCCAGCUGGUGCCCAGGCCCGAGAGCCUGCAAAUCAGCACUGUGCCUUGUAAAAAAGUAGAAAAAGUCCUGGAGGUGACCCAGCAAGAUGCUAACGUCCCAGCUAAACCCAAAGCUCCAAAAGCUCCCUUCAGGUUGAGGAACUUAUUCUCUGCAACGUUUCCUACACGGCUGAAGAGAGAGACUGACGAGCGGCAGGCCCAGCUGCAGAAGGUGAAGCAGUAUGAGCUGGAAUUCCUCGAAGAGCUGCUCAAGCCAAAGGGCAAAGGUGACCUCCCCCCACAGGAAUAUCUGCAUCCUCCUGCCCCUGGGCGCUGCAGCUGCCAACUAAGGAGCAGUCCUGUGCAAAAAGUCCCAGGGAUGUCCAGGGAGCAAAGGCGCAGCUGUGACUGCAAGCGGAUUUGCAGGGGGGUGAGGCCACCCCCUAACCAGCUGGUGAUGCCAGAACUGGAGAGGCGAGGGAGGGAGAAAGCUACUGAAAACCAGAAGCAGGCAGAAGCAAUUAGGUUGACAAGCGUGAGCAGCCCUUCCAAGGGCAAGCGCAUACGAUCUACAAGUUUAGAGUCUAGAGAUUACCGGUCAGAUCCAGAGAAUAGCGUGUCAUGUUUGACCACGUGCACCUCUCGAGGGGAAUGCGUGGGUGCUCCGCACUACAAGAAGCUCUUGCGUCGCUACAGUGUCAGUGAAAUAGAUAAGACUGAUAGGACAUCCCUCUCCUCUGACAUCUACCAGAACAUCUAUACUGUAAAGCAGAAAGGCCUCCAGAAAGAGCCUGAGCCCAGCACCCACGGCUCUGCUCUGAAAAGCAAAAUCCAGGAAGCCUCUGGAGUGCCUGACCCAUCUUAUGUCCAAAUAGCACAGGAGAAAAAGAACCAGAAAGGUUCAGCAGUAUUCUCUGUCCAGGAGGAGAUGUAUGCAAGUCCUGCUGAGCUGCGGGAUGAAGAUAUGGAGGAUGAGAAGUGCUGCUCCAUCCGAUACUGCUUCUACUACAGGAAAUGUGAUGUUGCCGAUGAUGGGAGCGAGAAGGAUGAGCUGUCCUAUUCCAUCCCCAUGCAGAUACUCCCAGGAAUGAAGCUGGACAAUCAGAUGGUCCCAGUCAUGAGCAGGACCCUUCAGGUUCUAGAUGCAACAGCCUGCAGCAGUCCCAAUGGCAGUCAAACCCAGGAAAUAGAUUUAAGGACCUCCACUUUUGAGGGGAGCCUGGCAAAAAUCAACACCCUUCGAGGCCAGGCCUACAGCUUACCGGAUGGGUUUCUGCAAGUGCAGCUGGACACCAACGAGCUCCUGACUAUCCUGAGGCAGUGUGUGGUGAGCCCUGAGGUCCGAGACUGCAAACCUUACAUCUCCCAGCUGGCUGAGUACAAGCAAGAACUCGCCCUCAAGUUCAAGGAGUUCCGGGCGUCCUGCCGCCGCGUGGCAGCUGUGGACAAGAGUCCUACCCACAUGCUCUCCGCCAUCACGAGCAGCUUCCAGGUGCUAAGCAGCCUCAUCGAGACAUUUGUGAGGCUGGCGUACAUCGUACGCUCAGAGUCCCAGCGCCAAGAGCUGCUGACCAAGGUGGAGGAAGUGGUGAGAAACUAUACCUUCCUCCUGCGGGCCGCAGAGGAGUCCACGGCCAGAACGCUGAGCCACCAGCACACGGUGGAGCAGCUAGCUCGCCAGUCGGCCACGGUCGCCACUGUUAUGAGUACGCUCACACGCUCCCUAAAGACACUGAUCAACAAGUAAGCCAGCUACGAAAACCAACAAGCCAGUGCGUGCCAAGCUGUGUGUCAGUGGUUCUCGUUCACGUAGGUCUGGUGAGGAUGGGUGUCUGGAAAGCCCACGUCUACUGGGGUUUCUAACGGCCAAGAUGUUCUUUAAUUUCUCUGCGGAAUGAAGGGUUACGUUGGUGGAGUUUUUGAAGGGUAAAUUCAGGCCCCGUAGCAAGCUGUCCCACCAGCUUGUCCGGGAGCCUCAAGCAGCUGCUCUGCUUGCGCUCCCAUGCUGGCUUCUCAACGACCUUACUCGGGAGGCACAGUCGCCCCGUCUCCAUGCUAGCUUGGUUUCGUGCGGUCCUGGGCCUCCCUUGUACAAAGACCUGACACUGUCUCCCGUUGUCACAGUGUGCCAGGCCAGUGAGGUAGCAGGAACUAAGCUGAGAUCUCCUGGCUUCACUUGGGUAGUGGUCUAGUCUGGAGCCAAACCAGUGUCUUGCCACGUAAACAGCUCUUCUGCCUCCAGGGUCUCCCUGGCCCACAAAUGCAACAUAACUAGCAGCAGAGGGCAUCUCUGAGGUGCAAGCCCUGCUGCUAAGCUAGGGCUUGGGAAGUAGUCCUAGCCUGGGGAGGGUGCCGUGAUGCUGGGACAGAGCCCUAGCAGGCUCUGCUGCCACAGCCAAGGCACCGGUGCCCUAGUCCUGAUCACAGGCACUGACUUGUGCAAAAGGUGACAGCCUAAUGCGUCCGAGUAGGGAGCCCUUCCCCUUCCUCUGCUGGGUGGCGGUAUCCCCGCUAGAGAGCCUGCAGGCACCCUGAUUGCUCUGUGAUCAUUGCAAAGCCACAAGCUGGGCUAGCAGCUAAGAGGAGACCUCUUUCACACCAAUCUCCAGAGGUCGGGUCCGUUUCUCAAAGGCUUGCCCUCUCCUAUUUCUUUUUGCAAUGCCCCUUAGAGAGGAAGGCCAGCUCAGGUUGGUCUGGGAGCCACGGCUUGCUCCUGAGCCGAGCAGCGCUGCCUGCCCUCGGUGCGAGGGGCUGGGGUCCUUCUUCUGGCUCUGCUGGACUGACUGCCAUGAGAAGGUUAUUUAGUACUAUGCCAUGGAUGUUCGUUUGGAGGUUUUUGGGGGGGAGGGGUUGGUUUUGGUAUUGGUUUUACUUUCAGACGAAUGGUAAAAUGAUUCCUAAUUGUUUUCCUUCAUACCCUGCGCUUCCCCUCCUCCUCCCAGUCUAACUUCUAGACCUAAUGAAUCAGAUCGCCUUAACUGGUGCUUCAGGGCACUUACCCACCCUCCAAAACAGAGCGAGGAGAAAAUGCAAGGUUACGCAUUCAGCCCGUACUGUGCCACCCACCACACUUCACCCACGCAUGGGGAGAGCAGGCCCCGCAAGGAUCCCUGCGUCGCUCCCCAACGCACCCUUAUCCAAAAGGGAGGUCAUGGGAUUCGCCUCAUGGGGCCAGAUAUCAGGAAGGAGAAGGGUUAUCACGCUCAGCUGGCUUGCCCCAUCGCUGGUUGAGCGCAUGGAGCUGAUCAGGGAUCGCCAUACGAUCAGUCACCUCCCAUCUCUGUUAUUUUUUAUAGAAUACGCACAUUUGAAAUCUCUUGUUCUUCCAUAAGAGUUAUGGAAAUGCACAAUGUGCUUUUAACAUGCGCAUCCUCUACUGAGUGCAAUAACGUACCCUGGCCUGUGGCUGUCCCGGACUUUGGCCGUUGCUGUCAGCGAGGCCGAGAGGAUCUUGCUAUGUGGGCACAGCACCCUCUUGCCUCCUGCUUUCAAGAACCAUGUAGCAAAUAUACAGUGGAAGAGCCAAUUCGGAUUUCAGUCCAUGGUGGGCAAAGCCUGUUAUAAUGCUGAAGGCCGACAGGGAGCCGUGUUUUUCUUUUCCCGUGAAUUAUCUAUUAAGAAACUAUGAGUUUCCUUGAGCUCCCCGUUAUGCCUAUAUCGUUCCUCCUUAAAUCUCUCAGUCUAAUA
This is a messenger RNA of Struthio camelus australis, 6378 nucleotides long. The record is from RefSeq and is a predicted model, not a curated record. Lineage: Eukaryota; Metazoa; Chordata; Aves; Struthioniformes; Struthionidae.